AUGCAUCGCUACAUCCCUCGACGAGACGGAACUCCCCUCUCUGAAAAGAUCCGCAUGAAGCAAGACCAUCAGCCACGGCCUACUACACCGCCUGCCUGCCGUCCCCUCCCCGCUCCCCUCUCCGUCGUUGGACCGUCGGUCUUGUCCCCAACUUCUUACAAGCGCCCCUCUCCGGCCUCGUCUACUCCCUGUAGACGAAUUAGAACAAAUUUCUUUGGGCCACGGCCGAAGGAAGAGGAGGAACACCAACGACACGAAGAGAGAUUGGCUGAAGCCUUGGAGAUCGAUAAGGCUGCCAAGAUCCUCGAUUUCAGGGUUCGGCCGGCCCGAGCACUGAGGACAGAGUAUACAACCCAGGCAAUCGCAUCUUCCACGGACUCAACCAAAUUACAACGCAGCCUGCCAGCGGCGCCGUACAAAGUCCUCCAAGCGCCGGGCCUCGAGGAUGACUACUACCGCUCGCCCUUGGCCUACUCUUCUACCUGCCGAUGCUUAGCUGUGGCUCUGGGAAACACCGUCUACCGAUGGUCGGAAUGGCAUGAUCCCCAGCCUGUCUACCGCACUCCUCACCAGCGACAUACGAGCCUGACAUCUCUGUCAUUUUCCUCAACCGAGGGAAACAAGGCUAUUCUGGCCUAUGCACGCAAGGACGGUUACUUUGUGCCAACAGAGGACCUUCUGGUUGGCGAUGGUCGAGGAAACAUCCUGCACUAUAUCGUUGAGUGGCCCAGCUUGUGGGAGGUAUCCCGUGACACUUGGUUUGGUAAAGUGACGCCCGUUGCCAAGAUUGCAGCGCAUACCUCGCAGAUUUGUGCACUAGUCUGGUCUCCCGAUGGUCAAGACUUUUAUGAAACGAGCGGCAAUGGAUCGGGCCCUGGCGUGGAGACCAUGUUCGACGUCACUCGGAUAAGUACAACAAUCGAGGCUGGUGUUAUUGGAGGCAUCCCUAGAACGAUACAAGCGCCUACAGAGGACUUGCGAGUGUUCAAAAGAGGAAUGGAAACGCACUGUUGGCGACAUGAGGCUGCAAUAAAGGCAAUCGCAUUCUGCCCCUGGCAGAACGAGCUCGUUGCCACUGGCGGCGGCUUGGGUGACAAGUGCAUCCACUUCUUCCACACGACGUCUAGCACACCACUGGCCACCAUCGAUGUCGGUGCGCAGGUCACCUCAUUGAUCUGGUCUACGACACGGCGGGAAAUAGCAGCUACGUUUGGCUACAGCCAUGGCUAUGCGCAAACCGAGCAUCCAUAUCGUCUCAUUGUCUUCAGCUGGCCGUCUUGUCGGCAAGUCGGAGCUAUUGCUUGGGCGGGUGGCCCACGGGCCUUAUACGCCAUUCCGUACCCAGGAGGACCAUCAGAUGCACUCAAGGGAAGUCGUACGGCAAAAGAAGGAACUAUUGUCGUGGCAUCGAGCGACGAGACUCUCAAGUUUCAUGAAGUCUGGCAGGACAAGCCAAAAUCGACUACCGGAGGCGCCGUUGGGAUGUUGGGCGGUAGUGACAUUCUCGAGGCACUUGGUGGGAUCGAUAAGGAUGGAGACGUCAUUCGAUAA
This is a messenger RNA of Colletotrichum costaricense, 1551 nucleotides long. Its product is annotated as WD repeat domain-containing protein. Gene Ontology annotation, cellular component: anaphase-promoting complex. The record is from RefSeq and is a predicted model, not a curated record. The coding region runs from base 1 to 1551 and encodes 516 amino acids. Gene Ontology annotation, molecular function: anaphase-promoting complex binding; protein binding; ubiquitin ligase activator activity. Gene Ontology annotation, biological process: anaphase-promoting complex-dependent catabolic process; positive regulation of anaphase-promoting complex-dependent catabolic process; positive regulation of ubiquitin protein ligase activity. Lineage: Eukaryota; Fungi; Ascomycota; Sordariomycetes; Glomerellales; Glomerellaceae. The transcript has 4 exons.